AUGGAAGAUUCAUUAUUGGUAAAUUCCAAGCAAGAAGAAAAACAAGAACUCAAGAAGAUCAGAUGGGAGAAACUGAAGAAGGUUGCUUCCAUGGCAGCUCCAAUGAUUAUCGUAAACAUCUCUCAAACCCUACUUCAAGCCACUUCUACAAUGAUCGUUGGUCACAAAAGCGAAAUCUCUCUCGCCGGAAUCGCUCUUGCCAGCUCCAUCGCUAACGUAACCGGCUUCAGCCUUCUUUGUGGACUAGCGGGUGCAUUAGAAACACUAUGUGGUCAAGCCUUUGGAGCUCGUCAGUACGAGAAGCUUGGUUCCUAUACUUUCACUUCCAUUGUUUCUCUUCUCAUAAUCUGUUUUCCAAUCUCUCUUCUAUGGAUCUUCAUGAAGAACCUUUUGUUAUUGUUUCACCAAGACCCUGAAAUAUCAGAGGUUGCUUCUGUUUACUGCCUGUGGCUCAUACCGGCUUUAUUCGGUUACUCUGUUAUUCAGUCGUUGGUUCGCUAUUUUCAAACACAAAGCUUGAUUUUCCCCAUGGUUCUCUCUUCUUUCGCUGUUCUAUGUUUCCAUUUACCGGCUUGUUGGCUAUUCGUUUACACUUUAGGGCUUGGAACCAAAGGUGCAGCUUUGUCUAUAAGCCUUUCGUAUUGGCUUAACGCGGUUUUCCUCUGGUUUUUCAUGAGGCAUUCUCGAGUUUGCGAAGGCAAAAGGGUUUUCAUAUCGAUGGAAGCGUUUGGUCACAUGAGGAUCUUCUUCACCUUGGCUGUUCCUUCUGCUAUGAUGGUUACUCUUGAAUGGUCGGCUUUCGAGAUUCUCAUUCUUAUCUCCGGAGUCUUGCCAAAUGCAAAGCUAGAGACUUCGGUUAUCUCUAUGAUCUAUACAACUUCUUCUUUGCACUACAAUCUGGCAACUGCGAUUGGUGCUGCCGCAAGCACAAAUGUGGCAAACGAACUAGGAGCUGGAAACCUAGUCGCAGCUAGGUCUUCUGCGACUGUCGCAAUUAGUAUUGCAGCUGUUGAAUCUUCUGCCAUGAGCUUUGCUCUGUUCCUCUCAAGACAUGUUUGGGGCUAUGCUUUCAGUAAUGCUCCUGAAGUGAUUCGUUACGCCGCAGAAAUCACACCAAUUCUCUGCAUUUCCAUUGUUAUGGACAGCUUGUCAGCCUCCCUAACCGGGGUUGUGAGAGGAAGUGGUAAACAAAAGAUUGGUGCUUUUGUGAAUAUUGCUGCAUUUUACAUCAUUGGGAUUCCAAUUGGACUUGUCUUCUGCUUCAUAGUUGACCUCAAAGUUAAAGGUCUAUGGAUUGGUAUUCUCUCUGGAUGCACUCUGCAAACUCUCACAUUGUUUCUCAUUACAAAAUUCACCAACUGGAAGACCACUGAGGCAUUGUGA
This is a messenger RNA of Microthlaspi erraticum, 1383 nucleotides long. The record is from the annotation of a GenBank genome assembly. Lineage: Eukaryota; Viridiplantae; Streptophyta; Magnoliopsida; Brassicales; Brassicaceae.